AUGUCUGGCAGAAACAACAGCGCUUGCAGACAACAAGGGACCACUCAGGGUCCCAGUUCCAACGUUUCGAACGCCGGGAUUUUUGAGGAAUCACCUGCAACCAACCAGCAGGGUGCAAAUGGUGGCCAAGGCUAUUCGCAAACUACCGUUUUCGGCCAGCGUUUGACUGAUCGUGACAUCGUGUACCAAACCACGAAAGAACAAGAGAGACAAGGAGGCUAUCCUGGAGUUGCAGUGUUGCCUAAGCGUCCAGUUGAAACACAAGAGUACCGCCGUGCCGCCGCAAUGUUCCCAAAGAAGUCCAAGGCGUCCAAGUCCAAGCUGUACUGA
Molecule: messenger RNA, 330 nt
Organism: Verticillium dahliae VdLs.17
Lineage: Eukaryota; Fungi; Ascomycota; Sordariomycetes; Glomerellales; Plectosphaerellaceae
Exons: 2
Coding region: 1-330 (109 amino acids)
Source: RefSeq, a predicted model, not a curated record